AUGCUAAACUCUAUGGGUCGUCUGUGGAAGGAGCACGAGCUGGAGAGACAGUGUUGUUGUGCCCUUGCUGUGUUCCUCACGAUACCUCAUCUUGUUUUCCAUGGUAAAGAAAACCUAGAUGGAUUCUUUGGAUUCUCUCUGGAUGGAGAUGGCGAGCCUGUGCCCAGAACUGGAUUCGAGUUGAACCACCAUCGUUCCUAA
Messenger RNA from Knipowitschia caucasica, 201 nucleotides. The record is from the annotation of a GenBank genome assembly. Lineage: Eukaryota; Metazoa; Chordata; Actinopteri; Gobiiformes; Gobiidae.